ACUUGGACUGAGAUCUGGAGUGAUGAAGAUCUCUACUGUGUUAGUAGGGCUUGUCAUGAUCUUUGAAUUGAUUCAUGGUUUUGAGAAUGUGAUUACAGCUUGUAAUGAAUAUUGGCUGCAGGUCAGAAUUAAAAGAAGACUUUAUUUGAAUUACCAGCUACCCCGGCAUUAUGAGCUAUAUCUAGGAACUGGUUGUCCUGUAACUGGAGAGCUGUUGGAUUUCUUUGAGUUCCUUUAUCCUAUCCAUUCUUGUGGAAUCAAAUCUGAAGUGCGUCCAUGGGGUAUUCUCCUUGAAAGUUUCAUCACUUAUGUACCAAUGAAUUUAGAUAUCGGUGUUUACUUUCAUAUAUCAUGCUGUAUUCAAAGAAGGGUUUUAUUCAUUUAUCCAAAUAACAUGAUUGGGAACAACAGCCCUGCAUACAAAAAGUCAAUGAGGAAAAGUAACACAACUUCACAACAACAGGAAAACUCAGGAACCCAUUCAGGAGUGACAUUUGGGGUACUUCUUUUUGAUGAUAUGUGUAAACUAGGAGAAAAUCGAAGUUCUCUAUAA
Tupaia belangeri chinensis (Chinese tree shrew) is the source of this 553-nucleotide messenger RNA. RefSeq names its product oocyte-secreted protein 4A-like. The record is from RefSeq and is a predicted model, not a curated record. The transcript is spliced from 5 exons. NCBI's taxonomy places the organism in Eukaryota, Metazoa, Chordata, Mammalia, Scandentia, Tupaiidae. Bases 23 to 553 code for a protein of 176 amino acids.